AUGCCAGGGAUCACACUAGGAGACACGGUGCCAAACCUAGACGUGGAGACGACACACAAGAACUUCAAACUCCAUGACUACUUCGCCGAUUCGUGGACCGUCCUCUUCUCUCACCCUGGGGAUUUCACACCUGUAUGCACAACCGAGCUUGGUGCCAUGGGCAAAUACGCUCAUGAGUUCGAGCACAGAGGUGUGAAGCUCCUUGGUUUGUCUUGUGACGACAUACAAUCGCACAAAGAUUGGAUCCCCGACAUCGAGGCAUUUACGCCUGGAAGCAAAGUGACAUACCCAAUAAUUGCUGACCCAAACAAAGAGAUCAUUCCUCAGCUUAACAUGAUUGAUCCUAUUGAGAACGGUCCCUCUCGUGCCCUUCAUAUAGUUGGUCCUGAUUGUAAGAUAAAGUUGAGUUUCUUGUAUCCGUCCACCACGGGACGUAACAUGGACGAAGUGUUGAGGGCUUUAGACUCGUUGUUGAUGGCGGCUAAACAUAAGAACAAGAUCGCCACUCCGGUUAACUGGAAACCGGAUGAACCGGUUGUUAUUUCACCAGCUGUAUCAGACGAAGAGGCUAAGAAGUUGUUUCCACAGGGUUACAAGACUGCCGAACUUCCAUCCAAAAAAGGCUACCUACGUGUCGCCGAUGUGUCUUGA
Molecule: messenger RNA, 651 nt
Organism: Eruca vesicaria subsp. sativa (arugula)
Lineage: Eukaryota; Viridiplantae; Streptophyta; Magnoliopsida; Brassicales; Brassicaceae
Source: the annotation of a GenBank genome assembly